AUGGCUAUAACGACGCUUGAUCCGAGCGCUAGAAAUGAUGAGGGACACUUGUCCACCGUUAAAAUCGGAUUUAUAAUAGUAAUGUUUGUGGUUUCACUUGCUGCCUUUGUUUCUCAAACUGAGUUCACAGCAGAAGCCUACGACAAAGGAUGGAAGGAACCAAUUGUGCUUUUGUUUGUAACACAUGGUUCAUGGUGGGUAUUCUGGCCAGUUCAGGCAAUUGGCACGGCUAUAAUUAGAACAGGAGCUAGAACUUGGAAAAAACGGAAUCAUUAUCAACCAGUUGACCAACGAAAUAAUGGACUUAUCGAUGAAGGGGUAAUAAUUACUCCCAAGGUAGGUACUUGGGAAUAUUUCCAAAGAAAUUUGAUCAAGCAAAUCCAUAAUGUGUAUCAUACAGCCAUUUUAAUCUAUGAGUCUGAAGUUAAUGACAACAAGCAAACAAACAAUUUACAAGUUUUGAUUGACCAGAAUGUUCAUUUACCUAAUUCUGGAUCUGUUAUAGCAUGUUUCAAAGCACUUUUAGGAACUCCGGUGUUCAAGUAUAUUUAUAUCAAGGCAGUUAUAGUCACUGUGGUGUUAACAGUAGCUGGUUUGACAUGGUACGCAGCAAUAGGUUUGACGUAUGCUUCGAACGUUACUGCCAUCUAUAAUUGCUCUGCAUUUACUGCAUACAUUUUCGCUAUUCCUAUUCUCCGGGAGAAGUUUUCAUGGUUAAAGAUGUUGUCAGUGGUAGUUGCUAUUGCUGGAGUCUUUGUGGUUGCUUAUUCUGGAGAAAAUAAUGGUAAUGAUGAAAGUCAUCCUUAUAAAUUGAUUGGUAAUUUACUCAUAUCUGGAGGAGCUAUAUUGUAUGGUUAUUAUGAAGUUCUCUACAAGAAAUGGCUCUGUGUUCCACCUCAUUUGGCUCCAUUAAUCACUCCAAGAAGACAAAUGACAUUUGCAAAUUUUGUUAUGGGACUUUUGGGCAUAACAACAUCAGUCAUCUUGAUAUCAGUAUUCAUAAUUGGUGAAAUCACGGGUAUUCAUCAUUUCAAUUGGUCCCAUUAUGGUAAGGAAACUGGAACCAUAUGGGCAUACAUUAGUGGGUCCAUUGUAUCUAAUAUGUUAUUCAGUGCUUCUUUUCUCACUCUUAUGGCCUUGACGAGUCCUGUUCUUUCAUCUGUCAGUUCCCUUCUUACCAUAUUCUUAGUUGGUGUUGUAGAGUGGGUGGUAUUUGGUAUACUGUUAACUCCCGCUCAACUUCUGGGUGACAUGUUGGUGGUUGUUGGGUUUGUUAUCUUAACAGUUGCUAGUUGGAAAGAGAUUAGUGAAGGUGCUGAUGAUGAUGAAGUAGAAGCUGUUAGUACAUAUUCCUUUGCUGUAAGUCAGAAUUAG
Messenger RNA from Lizanozyma spartinae, 1374 nucleotides. Its product is annotated as mannosylinositol phosphorylceramide synthase regulatory subunit. The record is from RefSeq and is a predicted model, not a curated record. Bases 1 to 1374 code for a protein of 457 amino acids. The transcript has a single exon. Lineage: Eukaryota; Fungi; Ascomycota; Pichiomycetes; Serinales; Debaryomycetaceae.